Messenger RNA from Hemiscyllium ocellatum (epaulette shark), 1726 nucleotides. Its product is annotated as CUGBP Elav-like family member 3-A. The transcript has 14 exons. Gene Ontology annotation, biological process: regulation of alternative mRNA splicing, via spliceosome; mRNA splice site recognition. NCBI's taxonomy places the organism in Eukaryota, Metazoa, Chordata, Chondrichthyes, Orectolobiformes, Hemiscylliidae. Gene Ontology annotation, molecular function: mRNA binding. Bases 143 to 1504 code for a protein of 453 amino acids. The record is from RefSeq and is a predicted model, not a curated record. Gene Ontology annotation, cellular component: ribonucleoprotein complex; cytoplasm; nucleus.
GAACAGGGGGGACUUGAGCCAGACUGGGAGCACCCCAGCCAGCAGAGACGCGCCCCUGAAAAGCGUCGGCCACUCGGUGUGCAGCCCCGCCAGCAGCCUGAUCAACAGACACCCCGGCAGCGCCAAGCCUCCUGCUAUCUCCAUGAAGGAUCAGGACGCGAUCAAGCUGUUCAUCGGGCAGAUCCCGAGGAGCCUGGAGGAGAAGGAGCUCAAGCCUCUGUUUGAAGAGUUCGGGAAAAUCUAUGAGCUGACCGUCCUGAAGGACAGAUACACCGGCGUGCACAAAGGAUGUGCCUUCCUCACGUAUUGUUCGAGGGAAUCGGCGUUGAAGGCACAGACUGCGCUACACGAGCAGAAGACGCUGCCUGGGAUGAGCCGACCUAUCCAGGUGAAGCCAGCGGACAGUGAGGGACGAGGAGACGACAGGAAGCUGUUUGUUGGGAUGUUGGGGAAGCAGCAGACGGAUGACGAUGUCCGGAAAAUGUUUGAGUCCUACGGGACAAUCGAGGAGUGUACGAUCCUGCGAGGGGCUGACGGGACCAGUAAAGGCUGCGCCUUUGUGAAGUUCCAGCUGCAUCUCGAAGCACAGGCUGCGAUCGACGCUCUGCAUGGAAGCCAGACCUUACAGGGGGCCUCUUCGAGCCUGGUGGUGAAGUUUGCUGACACUGACAGGGAGAGGACCCUCCGCCGGAUGCAGCAGGUUGCUGGUCAGCUGGGAAUGUUCAGCCCGAUGGCGGUGCAGUUGGGAACCUACACUGCUUACACUCAGGUGGUAUUGGAUCAGCUGAUGCAACAACAAGCUGCUCUGAUGGCUGCAGCACACAGCACCUACCUGAACCCCAUGGCCACGGCUAUACAAAUGCAGCAGCUCCCGAACAUCAGUCCCGGCAGUCUGCUCACCACCCCACUCACGUCUGCAUCAGGUAGCAGCACCCCUCCGGUUCUGCCCAGUGCCACGGUACCUGCCAUCGGACCCCCACCCCUGACUGUGAAUGGGUACAGUCAGAUCACACCACAGUCAAACGGGCAGACUACAGCCGAACCCAUCUACACCAACGGGGUGCACUCAUACACAGCCCCUGGCCCAGCCCCUGCAGUGAGCAGCAUGGACCCCCUCCAACAGGCUUACACAGGGAUGCAGCACUACACCGCAGCCUACCCAGCCACAUACGGGAUGGUCAGCCCAGCGUUUCCACAGCCUCCAGCCCUCAUCCCACAGCAGCAACGAGAAGGGCCUGAGGGCUGCAACAUCUUCAUCUACCACCUACCGCAGGAAUUCACCGACCUGGAGCUGCUGCAGAUGUUCCUGCCCUUCGGUAAUGUCAUCUCCGCCAAAGUGUUCAUCGACCGAGCAACCAAUCAGAGUAAAUGUUUCGGUUUUGUCAGCUUCGAUCACCCAGCUAGUGCACAGGCUUCCAUCCAGGCCAUGAACGGCUUCCAGAUCGGAACAAAGAGGUUAAAGGUCCAGCUGAAGAGACCGAAAGACGCCAACAGGCCCUACUAGGCCCGGCAGGCUCAUUGCUGGAAGGAGAUGUCAGACUGUUUCCUCUCUCCCCUCCCCCCCCCCCCCCCCCCCCGUUUUCUCCCCCGAAUCUAUCUCCCAGCCCAGUCCGUCUCCGGCCAGCUCUUCAGGAGGGACACCUCGCAACCGGACACCGUUCCCAAUUUCCUGGCCUGGUCUCUACCGCUGGGAUAUGACCUGGGUAUCUCAAUCGACGGAUUGUUG